CUUUUUUGAUUGAUAAAGUACGGUGUUAAUCAUGUAAUCGAGUCAGUGCGUAUUCGAACGUUGUAAUGAAGACUUUUAAUCUAGAGCUUUUGUCUCGUCGAACUGGAUUAACAGUAAAACACUUAAAACACAGAGGACGUAACGAGCUCGUUUACUGGCUGGUUCCUUCUAGAUGUGCGUACAGUAAGUGCCGUUCCUUACUGCAGUGGCCUAUUAUCUACUCCGUGCUGUAGUAUUGAAUCGGUUGUUGGAGAUGACUUGUGUCAAAUUGUUUCCAACUUAUGAUUAAUACGAAUGGAGUGCAUGUCCGCCGGCUUCCCACCUGGAAAACCCAGCUUAGGUGUGGUUCUAACAUUGGUCUUCGUACUUCCAGCUUUAUAUCUGCUAUUACAGCAAUCGUGAAAAAUUUCAUAAGCCGUGAUCCAAAAAUCCACGUGCGACGUCAUCCCAGCUCGGAUGCCGAGAUGUCCGGGGCAGACUCCCUUCGCUUCUCGCCUUUACAUUUCCGAACGAUUAGCGCGAGGAACCAGGAUCAACGCGGGGAAGUUCGGACAGCGAUCUUGGCCACGUGGAAUACCGGACUUUACAGUUGGACAAGCAAGCCAAGAAACAAUCAUAAAUUAUUCAGCAACUCGAAUUGGAUUAUAUAAUAAUUACCCCAAAGUCUCAUAUAUCGCGUUUGGAUCUAAAGCCCCGACCUUCCCUGCAACAACACUCCAUCAUAUCCACAUCAUGACUUUGUCGACUUCAAGGAUUCUGCUCAAGAAGGGAGUGCUUCUCAUCCACGACAAGGACGGAAAUGUUAACACUGUGCGGUCGGAUCUGCUGGUGGAGGGUGAUAGGAUUGUCCAAAUCAGCGACGACAUCGAGGUCAGCGGUGACCAUGUCAAGGUAUUCGACUGCGAAGGCAAGGUGAUCUCGCCCGGUUUCAUAAGCACCCACCACCACGUCUGGCAGACCGCUCUCAAGGGUCGUCACGCCAACCACACCCUUCUCGAGUACCUCCCGACUGGCAAUCUUGCUGGCGGGCUUUACUCCGCCGACGACGCCUUCUGGGGAGAGCUGGGUGGUGCACUGGAGGCGAUCGACGGUGGCACCACCACGGUUGUGGACCACUCCAGCCUGAACAUUGGCCCCGAGUACCCGCCGACAAUGAUUCAAGCUCUCGUCGCCUCUGGCCUUCGAGCUGUGUACUGCUAUUGCGUCCCCAGAGUAGUGUCCAGCUGGAGUCCGCUCACAUGGCAGGAUGACUACACCUCCCCAGAUGUUCUCCUACCCUGGAAGUCGCUCGCGUCGAAAGGCCCAUACGGAGAUGGGAGGGUCCAGCUCGGCUUCGUGGUGGACAAUGUGUACCAGUCGCCCGACGAGAUGAAGAAGCUGUACUCGGAGCUUCGUGCCGCCAAGGCCAAGGUCAUCACCUCCCACGGCGGCGGGGGCCUGGCUUACGGCAACGGUCCCAGCGUGGCUCAGCUCCUCGACGGCCAUGGCCUUCUCGGGCCCGACAUCCUAGUCUCCCACGCAACCUCCCCCAGGGAUGGCGACGCGGGGCUGUUCGCGAAGCACGACGCUCACAUCUCCUCGACCCCCAACACGGAGCUCCAGAUGGGCGCGCCUCCCGUCUGCCUUCGCCCCGAGUUCGUAGCGCAGUCGAGCCUGGGCGUGGACUGCCACUCCUGGGGCAGCAGUUUCAUGCCGAGCCAGAUGCGUCUCGGCCUGCAGCACGCCCGCACGGAACGCUACGAGAACCUGGGCAGGCAGGGCAAAUGGAGCCGCCACGUCGGUCCCUCGGCCGAGCAGGUCUUCAACCUCGCGACCACCGGCGGUGCUCGAGCGAUCGGCAUGGCCGGCGAGGUCGGCCAGAUCCGCGUGGGCGCCAAGGCGGAUCUUGUGAUAUUCGACACCAGCAGCCCCUCGAUGCUUCCCGCAGCCGAGGAGGACCCCGUCGCCGCCAUUGUCUUGCAUUCGAGCGAGCGCGACGUGGAGACCGUCAUUGUCGGCGGCGUCAUCAGGAAGGAGGACGGGAAGUUGAGGCCUGUGUCUGUUGCUCAUGAAGUCCCGGGGGCAAUCGAUCUCGGCCUCGUUGGGAAGGAAAUCACAUGGAAAGAUAUUGCCAAGGAGCUACUUGAGAGCCGGAAGAGGCUCAACGAGAAAGGAGAGGGCAUUGACAUGAAGGCUGCCGAGGAGGUUGUCAUCACCAACUUCUACAUGAACCGAAAGGACAUGGUGGAGCAGACCUGACUCGAUCUUUUUUGUUUUAGAGGACAUUGACGAUAGCGAGAAGCAGCCUGAGUGUAUCUUUACCUAGUUCCGCAAACCAGUCCACUCGUGCC
Colletotrichum destructivum is the source of this 2330-nucleotide messenger RNA. Its product is annotated as Putative metal-dependent hydrolase, composite domain superfamily. The coding region runs from base 457 to 2238 and encodes 593 amino acids. NCBI's taxonomy places the organism in Eukaryota, Fungi, Ascomycota, Sordariomycetes, Glomerellales, Glomerellaceae. The transcript is spliced from 2 exons. Gene Ontology annotation, molecular function: hydrolase activity, acting on carbon-nitrogen (but not peptide) bonds. The record is from RefSeq and is a predicted model, not a curated record.